AUGAGAUCCCAAAAUCCCAGACCCCAGACCCCAUAUCCCAGACCCCAGGAUCCCAAAAUCCCAGACGCUAGAUCCCAGACGCCAGAUCCCAGACCCCAGACGCCAGACGCCAGAUCCCAGGACCCCAGAUCCCAGACGCCAGACGCCAGAUCCCAGGACCCCAGAUCCCAGACGUUAGACGCCAGAUCCCAGGACCCCAGAUCCCAGACGCCAGACCCCAGACGCCAAGAUCCCAGACCCCAGACUCCAGACCCCAGACCCCAGACGCCAGACGCCAGAUCCCAGGACCCCAUAUCCCAAAUCCCAGACCCCAGAGAUAUCAGAAACAUAUACAUUCUAGACCCCGAGCCUUAG
Penaeus indicus is the source of this 354-nucleotide messenger RNA. RefSeq lists its product as uncharacterized. The transcript is spliced from 2 exons. Lineage: Eukaryota; Metazoa; Arthropoda; Malacostraca; Decapoda; Penaeidae. The record is from RefSeq and is a predicted model, not a curated record. The coding region runs from base 1 to 354 and encodes 117 amino acids.